Trypanosoma conorhini is the source of this 1323-nucleotide messenger RNA. RefSeq lists its product as uncharacterized. The transcript has a single exon. The record is from RefSeq and is a predicted model, not a curated record. NCBI's taxonomy places the organism in Eukaryota, Euglenozoa, Kinetoplastea, Trypanosomatida, Trypanosomatidae. Bases 1 to 1323 code for a protein of 440 amino acids.
AUGGGCGAGGCAUUUGAGAUGCUGCGCUUUGCCGCGCUUUCAUCCGCUGUUCACGCCGACGCUGUUGAAUGCCUCGUGGAUGACACUCGCUCCGUCGUGUCUCGGAUUGCCGCGGAUGCGGAGCAGCUGGAUGCCCUCGAAGGGCACCUUGCCGAACUGCUGGAGGAGCAGCGACGCCUGCGCGCCGUCUGUGACGUGUUGAGUCGGUCGAGGACCGCGCGAGGUAAGACCGGGCCGGCUCGACCUGGCGAGCACCCCACACAAGGGAGGGGCACGCUUGAGACGCGAAGCGUCGAGGCGUCUCCUGGUGUGGCUGCCGCUUCCAGCAUUGGGAACGUUUUGCGCUUUGCCGCCAAGGCAGGGACAGAGGAAGAUGUUCGCACAAGGACACCGUCGGCGCGACGAGGGCUCGAAGCCACGGGGGAAGCGUCCGUGGGCAGCACGCAAGACGCGAAGGACGCAGAUGGGGAGGAAACCAUCGACGAGCAGGUGGAGCGCGUGGAGUCGGAGGUGCGGUUACUGGACAGCAUGUCUGUCAAGACAAAGUUGCGCGAGUUGGAGUCUCUCAAGCGGCAGGUGGGGGAUUUGAAUGCCAACGCCAUCAUGGAACGCUACGUGGGAUCCUUCGACUUCAAUUGCGAUGUGGAGCGACUUUGGAAUGCCAAGAGUGAUAUUUUGAACAGUGCAAACAUGGAUCUGUUUAUUGCCCGGGCGUGUCAACGCUUCUCGGGACGCUGCGAAGACGCGUUGAACGUCAUUAGUGACUUUUCAACGUAUGAAGAGGGUGACGCUGCGCGGGUGCUUGGCUCGCUACUGUACCUUGAAGCAUUAACCUCGUUGCAUAACUAUGACGCUGCUGCCGUGCGGACUUUGCAGGGCCUGGACGAAGACGCGGCUUUGAGUUACUAUAGAGAAAAGAGACGUGUCGCCACGGUUGGCACCACCGUGAGGCGUAGUCGUGUAGAGACAGUUCUGGGACCGGAGGAGUUUGUUUUUUUACCUGAAGAUUGGUGGAGCUCGCAGCUGCUUGUUACUCCUGAAGCCAUUCAGUUGCCACCGGCACGACACAUCCUGACCCCGCGGUUCUCCUUUGCGGAAGCGAAGGAACUCAACACUCUUCAGUCCAUGCGUGUUGAUUUUCAGCGGAGUGUGUUGGAUGCCAUUAUUCGCAUGCCCAAGGCACUAGGCGAACUUCAGGAGCAGACAGUGUUGCAGCCGGCGCAGGAAGAAGCACGAGAUGCGGGUGUCGCUUUGCUUCGGCUGUUGCUGGGCGAAGAGGAGAGUGGUGUUGGUGUAUGGGCGACGGUAGCGCGCCGCACAUGA